AUGUUGCAACGCUGUGGUGUGAUAGAUCCGUCAUGGUCAGAACUUCAUCACUUCGUGAUGUUCCUUAACACUCAACUCGUAGAAUUCGAGCAGAACCAUUUUGUAAGCGCUGAGGUUGCCGGAGACCUUCCUGGGUUUGCAACGUUUGUUCUCCGAUUUCUCUUGCAAAUGUCGAAGGACUUUGCCAGCAGGUCUUUAACAAUAAGUGAGGAGACGCCCAGAUUAGUUCUAGCUGAAUCGGAAGACGAAGAUGUUGAUCAUCUCCUUUAUCGGUUUACUCUACGUAGAACUUGGGAAAACAGUCCACAUCCGUACCUGUUUUUCAACUCCGAUCACCAAACGUUCACGUUCUUGGGGUUUUACAUCGAGAAAGGUUCCGGAAACAUGAUUGAUCGAACGAGUGGAAACGUACUGGAGAAAGCCAUUAUGCCGAAAAAUCUUCAUACUGCCUUGACAAGAAAUCGUGUACCUCUGCAAGAGAAUUUCGAUGACCUCGAUAGGUCAGAAAAGAUCUGGAAAGUGUGCAAUGUAAUGAAUAUUAAGAUACCGUAUGAUCCGGACGAUACAUAUGAACUGACCACAGACAAUAUCAAAAAAAUGUUGGCAAUUUAUAUGAGAUUUAGGUGUGGCAUCCCUGCCAUCAUCAUGGGUGAAACAGGAUGCGGCAAAACACGCCUAGUUAAGUUCAUGUGUGCUCUACAGAGUCCGCCUGGUGUUGAGGUCAACAAUAUGUUAUUGAUGAAGGUGCAUGGGGGAAUAACCAAAGGAGACAUUGUUCGAAAAGUUCACUCGGCAGAAGAAAAAGCUAAGGAAAACGUUGAAAAAUAUGGCGCCGACAUGUUCACUAUACUGUUCUUCGAUGAAGCUAACACAACUGAAGCGAUUGGCAUAAUAAAAGAAAUCAUGUGCGACAAAUCCAUCUGUGGCGAACCUCUUAAAUUGUUCCAGAACUUGAAAAUUAUCGCAGCAUGUAACCCAUACAGAAAACAUCCCGACGCAUUGAUACAAAAACUGGAACAAGCAGGUUUGGGUUAUCAUGUCGAUGCGGAUGAAACAAAGGACAGACUCGGUCGUGUUCCUAUGAGACGUUUGGUCUAUAGAGUCCAACCACUCCCACAGAGUUUGUUGCCACUUGUUUGGGAUUUCGGACAGUUAAACACAGAGGUCGAGAAUCUGUAUAUAAGACAGAUGGUAAAACGAUAUGUGCAUGAUGGUAAACUUCCGAAUAAACCCGGCUUUGUAAAUGUUACCACACAAAUUCUAACGGUUUCGCAGAGGUUUAUGAGAGACCAAAAGAACGAAUGCAGUUACGUGUCGUUGAGAGAUGUUGAAAGAGUUUUGCUGGUUACUACGUGGUUCUACGGACAAACUACCAAUAGGCUUCUCUUUAAUGAGAUGGAUAGGAAGCUAUCUGUUGCAAACGAAUACGAAUCUGUAGUCGUUGAAGACGCAACUGCUGAUGAAAACCAAGCUCUUGAUGAUUUGACGCGAUCCCUAGUACUUGCGCUCGGGGUUUGCUAUCAUGCAUGCUUGAAAAGCCGUGCAGAGUACAGAGCUACGGUAGCCGGCGCAUUUAGUGACCCCUGCCCUUUACAUAGAGGCGCCGUGCAGAUACUGGAAGAAAUAGAAUGUUGCCAAGAUGUUUUCCUUGAACAUGUUUCACCGGAGACAACGAUAGCAAGAAACAACGCUUUAAAGGAAAACGUGUUUAUGAUGGUUGUGUGCAUUGAAUUGCGGAUUCCACUGUUUCUUAUUGGAAAACCGGGCAGCUCAAAGUCUCUCGCAAAAACGAUUGUCGCCGAUGCAAUGCAAGGACAUAGUGGUGCUAAGUCGCCAUUGUUUAAACAACUUAAACAGGUUCAGAUGGUAUCAUACCAAUGCAGUCCAUUGUCAACCCCAGAUGGUAUUGUCGGGACCUUCAAUCAAUGCUCCCAGUUUCAGAAAGAAAAGGACCUUAAUAGAUUUGUCUCUGUUGUUGUUCUCGAUGAAGUCGGCCUAGCGGAAGACAGUCCAAGAAUGCCUCUCAAGACACUACAUCCGCUUCUUGAAGAUGGUUGCCAAGGAGAGGAAAAACAAGAACCACACAAAAAGGUUGCAUUUAUUGGCAUAUCGAAUUGGGCUCUUGAUCCAGCAAAAAUGAACAGGGGUAUUCUCGUCCAACGAGAGGUGCCUGAUAUUGAAGAACUUCAAAACACUGCAAGAGGAAUAUGCCAAAUGAAUAAGGAUAUUCGGGCUUUUAUUGAGCCUUUGAUCAAACCACUUUCGCAGGCAUAUCUGGAUGUUUUUAGAGAGGCAUCAUCGCAGAAGCGCGAAUUUUAUGGUUUGCGAGACUUUUACAGUCUGUUAAAGAUGAUUUACUCGUUCGUGGAUAAAUCGAAACAACCGCUGACAUGGUUUGAAUUGUUGCACGCAAUCAAAAGAAAUUUCGGCGGACUAGAGUUGGUUAACCCAGAAAAAUACUUCAAACACCACCUUCGUCCUGUGAUGCAUUGCAGUGGUCCUCCAAAAGUGAGUGAUCCUGAUUGUAGCCCACAAGGAUUAAUAGAAGCGUGUCUGUUCGAUUCCGUCAAAUUGAAAACAGAGAGUCGAUACUUGCUGCUGCUGACAGACAACUAUGGAGCAUUUUCGAUCAUCCAACAACAACUCUUUUCAAAGACCAGUGGACCGCGGCCUGUCAUAAUAUUUGGGAGCAGUUUCAGAAGUGACCAAGAAUACACACAGGUCUGUCGUAACAUACACAGGAUUAAGGUUAACAUGGAAACUGGAAAUACUGUUGUGCUGCUAAAUUUGGAGAACCUGUACGAAAGUCUCUAUGACGCAUUGAAUCAAUACUACGUGCACUUCGGGGGAAUAGAUUAUGUAGACCUUGGUCUUGGAACACAUAGGGUGAAAUGCCCUGUUCACAAAAAGUUCAGGUUAAUCGUUGUUGCUGAGAAGCAAACGGUCUAUAACAAAUUUCCGAUCCCGCUGAUCAACCGACUUGAGAAACAUUUCUUAACAGUUCACACGAUUUUGAAUGGAAGACAGAUGAAACUGGCAACGGAAUUACAUGACUGGGCCAAACAAUUCGCCUCACAUGAAGUCCCGAAUACACGAGGAAAAAAACAACGGCAAGUUGGAGACGUUUUCAUUGGAUUUCACGAAGACACGUGUGCUUCAAUAACAUUACAUGUGUUUAAAAGAAACGCGGAAUACAAUAUAUCAGACCAAGAUGUGCUUGAAGAAGGAAAGCAAUUGCUGAUAUGGUGUGCAACGCCCGAGUCCUUUGUUUCUGGCAACCUGCUUGAUAAAGCAGAAAGAGACAGGAUGGCAAGAUGCUAUAACAAAAGGCAGGCACACAAUAGUUUUUUGCAUUACCUGUCUUACCAGAUGGAGACACUUAAGUGCAAGGAAUUGUUUGCUCAGAUUACAUGUCAUUCGAAGAUGUUGCCAAACAAUUUCGAUAAAGUAAUUUUGGAAGGAGUACCUUGCCUGCAUAAAGUUGAACUUCUGUCUUUAUCUGCUUUCGACACUGAGCAGCAAUUUAGUAAUCGCGUCAAGUAUGUAUGA
Dreissena polymorpha is the source of this 3549-nucleotide messenger RNA. Its product is annotated as E3 ubiquitin-protein ligase rnf213-alpha-like. The record is from RefSeq and is a predicted model, not a curated record. Lineage: Eukaryota; Metazoa; Mollusca; Bivalvia; Myida; Dreissenidae. Gene Ontology annotation, molecular function: ATP hydrolysis activity; ubiquitin-protein transferase activity. The transcript has 25 exons. The coding region runs from base 1 to 3549 and encodes 1182 amino acids.